AUGUCCCAACACCAACAGUUAAUAUUUCAAAGAGAAGUACUGGAGAUAAUAGAAAAGAUUAAAUAUGGACAGCCUUCAAGCAGACAUCAUCAUUCUGCAGAUUUGCCAAAUGUAGCAUCAUUCUACACUAACUUUUCUGAACGAUUUCUACAUGAUCCUCCUACUCAACAGUUAUCAGCCUCAGUGACUCAAGGUUCCGCAGAUGAUGGACUUGAGGAUCGACAACAAUCCCUCGAUAAUCUACAGACGCAAACUUAUUCAGUAUUAUGA
Messenger RNA from Acanthoscelides obtectus, 270 nucleotides. NCBI's taxonomy places the organism in Eukaryota, Metazoa, Arthropoda, Insecta, Coleoptera, Chrysomelidae. The record is from the annotation of a GenBank genome assembly.